This is a messenger RNA of Malaya genurostris, 8602 nucleotides long. RefSeq names its product autophagy-related protein 2 homolog A. The transcript is spliced from 13 exons. Lineage: Eukaryota; Metazoa; Arthropoda; Insecta; Diptera; Culicidae. Bases 884 to 7756 code for a protein of 2290 amino acids. The record is from RefSeq and is a predicted model, not a curated record. Gene Ontology annotation, cellular component: phagophore assembly site; extrinsic component of membrane. Gene Ontology annotation, molecular function: phosphatidylinositol-3-phosphate binding. Gene Ontology annotation, biological process: piecemeal microautophagy of the nucleus; reticulophagy; autophagosome assembly.
UUGCUUAUAUUUCACAUCAGCGAGAAAAAGGAUGUGUUAAGGCACGUGUGUGACUAAAUGUUGUUAUUUUUUUGUUUAAUAUACUGAAGCAUCAUUGUGUUUUGUAAAACGAAUUGGAUGUAUUAUUUUUACGCUCUUUGUUAAUGUAUGCGUUUCAUUGGUCUGGCAUCCAGAGCCCAUAGGUGUGAUCGGAACAAAGAAAGACUUACUUCGUUCAGUCGUCAGUUGGCCAGCAAAACUAGAAGUAGUUGAAAUAGAGCGCAAGCAUCGUAGAACUUCGUGUAAUAUUUUCUUUUGCCGCACUGGUCGUAGUGGAAAGUUUUUAUUCAUGAAAUUGACAUUAUUUUACUUGAAGCAAAAGUUCUAUUUCGCAAUGGGAAUUCAAUCAUUUCUAACGCAUUGAAAUUGAGGGAUCGGAAAGUUGAAACCGUCUAGUGGUUGCACAGAAUUGUAUCGGUUGUUUGUCGACAUAAUUUUAUCAGUUCUUAGUUGUACAAGGAAGUCUUCGUAUGGAAGCUUCCUACAUGCCUAAUUUGAGUUCAACAAAUCUUCUAUAAUAGUGUAAUAUUUUGAAGUGCUAUUUUUAUAUCUCUACAAACUCAGCUUUAAGUCGAUCUGGUUUGAGGUUUAAUCGCAAUAAAUACAGCGCACAGAGCAGCGUGGAAAGUUUCUCAACACAAUCAUCAGACAAACGAGUGAGAAGCGAGCCAGUGACCAAGCAGGCAAAAAUCGAACAGCUGAGAAACCUUGAAAUUAAAUUCGUCAGUGUGUAGAUAAAAGCAGGCAAAGGGAGAAAAAGUGAAAUAGAAAAAAACAGCCGUUCGAGUCAAACGUGAGAGAACAAGACGCUAAACAGAAUUGUGCUGCCGAUAAUCAUCAAAUCAUGCCGUGGUACGCACCAUGGACCAACGUGAUCAAGAAGAAAGUAUGCCGUUUCCUCCUGCAACGAUACCUCGGUCAGUUUCUCGAGGAAAAACUUAGUCUGGACCAGUUGAAUGUUGAUUUCUACAAUGGCACCGGGACAGUGUAUGACGUGACAUUAUACUGCCAGGCGUUGAACGACCUCUGCGAAGGACAGGGCUGGGGAGUUGAAGUCAUUUGUGGACACAUCGGUGCAGUAACUGUCAACAUUCCCUACGAAGCCCCGUUGGCCAAGGACAGUUCUAUUGAGGUGACAAAUCUAUCAAUCAGUCUCCGACCCAAAGCCCGAGUUACAGAUGGCACUUCAAUGUUCGAAUCGAUGUGGUCUUCGAUGUCCAGCUCCAUGCAGUUGGCUCAGGAGUGCUUGGAACGAGAAGGGUCAUGUUCCGAGACACCAUCGACCGCACCCGUUAACACAAUCGAGGGAUUGGAGAAGUUUGCGCAAAUCAUCGACAACGUAUUGAAUCGAAUCAAAGCUAGGCUAGUUAAUACGGAAAUACGCAUUGAAUAUCUGCCACCAGACAGCGAUAGUGGAGUCGCUCUCAUAGUGAAAAUCAAAAGCAUCGAUUAUCAGAAUGAAGCGGGAAAUGAUCCUCCAGAUCGCCAGGAUACCGCCAGCAGCGAAGAUAGCAGUAACACACAGCAACAGUCAAAGCAGAAAUCGUUUCUCAUCUCAACGCACGUGACGCAUCAUAUUAGCAUGGAAGGUAUCACAUUCUAUACAGAAGAAUUCCGGAUACACAACCCCCGCCAACAACGACGACAGCACCAAUCCUCUUCCUUGUCCGGGAACUGCGAAAGCGCAGCGGUUAACGAGCAGUUUCUGAGCACUAUAUCAGAUCUGCCGGACCCAUCGAUGACGUCAGGAGCAACCGGGACAGGAAAUGAGUUUUUUAGUUAUACAAACGCAUGUGAUAAUAGUAGUAAUAGUAAUAGUUUUAAACGGACCGACAGUAUGGGAAGCGCUACUGGAGCUAGCUCGGAUUGUGAUGAAAACCAAGAUGAUUAUAUACGAUAUAUUCAUUCUGGUGAAAUACUGAUUGGUAAAUUGACGUCUAAGCAGGUGGUUCGCGUCAGAAUGAAACAAGCGGACAAUUUAAGUGGCCCAAACGUGGAGUUGGAAAUGUCUCUCGGGUGUUUCCAACUGUUUCUAUCGCCCAGACAGCUACAUGCGAUCAUUCUGCUAAGUGAUACAUUUUUAGGAAUGAAUGAAACCCCAACUCCAGUUAAACUUUCUCCACCAGAUACAAAUACAAAACAAAAACGAUAUGAAGAUGCGGAAUUCGAAUUCAAACAUAACACAGGUCGAAUGUCAGGAGGAAUCGGUCUAAAUCAGGGGUGGUCAAUAGCGGAUCCAAUGCAGACUAUGAUUCAAGAGCAGGCUGAAUUUCUAGGAAGUGAUUUUCGAGAAGACCGAUGUGCAUUGGAAAUGAUCGAAUCGUCUAACAGUUCAAUGACCAGUUCGUUAACGUCUUCAAGUAUGGCAUCUAGAACAACGUCGGCUAGCAGAAGAAGGAUGAUUGACCCGGAUGCAGAUGCGGAUAUUUCGAAAUUCAAUGUGAGAGUCGCAGCAAUGGCGAUAGUUUUGCUACAUGAAGAUAUUCUGGUAGAGAGCAGUCGAACAAAUCAUAUGCAAGAGUCUCCAUUGAGCGAAGCUAGUGUUCAAAAGUUACAAGAUAAAGCUGAUCAAUUUUUCCGAUCUGUGGGUAAUUUAGGAUUAGGGCUUGGUGCAAACGAUAUUCUAAAUGCAGGCCUUAUAAUGGAUUCUGGUUGUGAUUGUAACCAUUUGCGAUUGCUAAUGGCACCGAUAAUUGUGGAAGGAGAGGAACAACGAAAUCAACACGGAACUGUGUUGCGAUUCUCGGUUUCUAUUGCCAGAGCAGAUUUCCGUGAAAUUCUAACAGAUGCGUCGGUGCCGUUGAUUGAAUUCUAUCGCGAGAAGGGAUCAUCCGCGCUUCCGAAAAGGCCGGAAAUUAUAAUGAAUUUCAAGCAAACAUGUAACGCUCUGAAAGGGUCAAGCGGUAAACGAUUUGCUCCCCCAAAACUAGAGCUUCGUUUUUCUGUGGCUUCGUUUCUUUCGGAGUUCGAUAUUACUAUUCUCGACCGGCUUAGCUCUUUGUUUUACCAGUUUCCGUUUGCGGCUUACUAUAAUCAGACAACCCCAGUGAACUCACCAGAAUCACCCGAUGUUCAAGGAUAUUCACGAAAAGUGGAACCCAAAAACGAGAUUUACUUGGAUGCUCCUUCUAUCGAUUUCCGAUUACGAUUUCCAGUACCCGAUCUAAGACCUAUUCAUGAUCCACAACGUGUACCUUGGUGGCGUCGAAAUAUUCGACCGGACUUCGUUUUGGUGAAGCUGUUGCAAGCACGUGCAAGUGUAGCUUUAAGUCCGCAUCCCUUGUACGAUAUAUCAGCCAACGAGAUCCAGAUCUUUUACCAUGAAAGUGAGAUGAAGCAUGACUGUGUGAAUAUAGGCAAAGCUGUGAUGACGGAUAAUGUAGGUAGUAAGUUUAAUGAUCAGAAACAAGAACCGGCAGGCGUAGAAUAUCCUAGGAUAGUAAUUGAGAUCCCAAGUGAUGCACAAAUCCAAAAACUACAACAACACACUACACAAUCAAAAUGCGAGAAUCGAUGUCGAGGUAACUAUGAGGAAAGUGACAGCGAUCCUACAUCUGGUGAGAGCUUUGGAGUAACAACAGGUAAAAGCAAAGAAGACACUCCAUUCAGCGCUAAACGGGUGUGUAGGGAAAGUGAUACUCCCCACACUAAAGCAUCGGUGGAUGACCCGGAAACACUUACACUGCCAGGGGAUAAAGAUGAGUUAUAUAGAUUCUGUCAAGCUGCGAUGGAACUAAGUAAAUUGCAAAUUAGAAUUGAACUUCCAGUUGUUAGUUUGCAAUUGAAAUCUAAACACCUCUAUGAGGUUAUCUAUAAUCGUAUCAGUACUGAUCUUCUACUGUGGAGUCCGAGUGCCCCUGCCGCAACUGCUGCCGCCGAGGCAAGUGCCAAUCUGAGUGCUUCCAAAGUAGCAUUUCAGGAACCGCCAUUUAGCUUAGCUAACAUGGGUAUGAUGGACAGCAUAUAUGCUCCAUUCACAAUGUGCCAGAGUGCCAUUCAAUUAGAUUCCAGCUCUUCUACAAACAAUUCUGAGUCGGAAUCGGACUCGGACGGAAUAUUCUACUCCGUGUAUGACCGAAACAGUAGAUAUCUGGCAGGACAAAUCGAUGAAAGCGGAAGUGAGAUUACUGAUCAGCUAAAACCGCAGCAUCCCAAUCUACACAAUAGCAGGCGUCAUCAUUUGCAGAAGCAAAGAAAAUCGUCAUUCGUGGACAGAAGUAAUGCGAUUUCAUUUCAACUAAACAUUGGUCAAGGGAUGUUAACCAUGUUUGCUCCUGUGAGGGAUGCACAAAACCACGUCAUACCGGGUCAAUUGGGCGAAUUUAUUGUUAAACUUCAAUCUACUUAUGUUUUCUCAGUGAAUGGCUUCCAUGGAAAUAGUAAUUUGGGUUAUUUGUGCAUCCAAGGCAAAGCUGCAGAUAUUUAUCAUUGUGGUUUGAUUCCAACUCCAGCCAGCAACCCACCACUUCGGUUGGUGAACAGUGUCCUUCCAGCAUAUAUAUUUAGUACACUCUAUCCUACUCCUAAAAAUCUAACCUUGAACGAGCAGCGAGGUUGUGCGAAUCGGGAAAUGUUUUCUUUGGCGAUUCAGAUCAAGGCUGUACCGGAGCAAAGCAUCAAACGAAUCCGAAUGGCAGCAGGGAUUCAACUUACCACUCUAAGACAUCAUUCGACACUGCCACAACACUCGUGGUUAACGCAAUUAUUGGAUAUGUUCGAUGUUGUUGAUUAUCCAGUGCAAGGAUACACUCCGUUUGGUGUCGUUACGGAAAUGCAUCUACAUCUGUGGGAUUGUGCAAUCGAUUACCGGCCUUUAUAUUUUCCUUUUAGAGCAAUUAUUACUAUCGGUUCGUUCAUGAUCAGUAGUAAUAUUACAACGGAAAGUUCUGGUUUAACACUACGAUUCAUCGCCGAAGAUGCCGCACUAUGCCUUGCUCCACAAAUUGCUUCCCUUGUUCCAGUGGCCAAUGAAAAAGAUACUCAUAGGAAGACCAGUAGCAGUACUGCCGGCAAUCGAGAUGACAAUAAAGUAACUGUUCUACCUUCGAAUGAACUGGUUUGUUUGGUUGAAGUAGGUCUAUUUGAAAUUUCGCUCCGGCUGAAUGAAAAAGCUACCAGCUGUUUUCCAAAGUUCGAUUUACGCACGGCUAUGAACGACAUACAUGUGCGAACUUGUGCGGAUUCUGGACGAGCGCUUGCCCAGUUGAUAGGUUACCUUGCGGCCGAAGGUGAUUUACUGGCGCAAGAUGAUGGGGCAAGUGAUACCGAGUCGAAUGAGUCGGCUGUUGGUUUGCCAAUGAGCAGUGAGCUCGAGGGUAAUUUGGUACCAGUAAAACCAAACCCUGCACCUGAGGUAACCCCAAAGCAACAACAGCGUGUCAAUACUUUGAUGGCUGAAGCCAUGGAAGAGAGUCUGUUUAUCCAAAACAGUACCAGUGAUUCAUCGCGCGAAGAUCAAUUGCUAGCAGAUGGAGAAGGAGUGGAAGUAUUUUUCUUUCCUGAUGAAGAUCAAAAUCGGGUUGCAUCGAGAACGAAAAUGGUCAAUAACCUGAUAUCGGAUCACAGUAACAAACGGCGUUUCGCUUCGGACGAUGACUCUCUUAGUAUAGAAGAAGGUUCCAGUGUACCGUCAUCUUUCCAAGAUGACAAUUUUUAUCUAAAGCAGAGGCAACUCGAUGAACGUUCCGAUGACACUGGAAGCGUAAACACCGAAAUGAGAGAACUGUUGAAUUUCGAAUGUUCUGUAAUGGGACUAGAGAAAGAACGAGACGAGGAAGACGAAGUAGUGGAAGCUCUACCGCAGGUUACGAUGGAUCUCGGCGAUGUCAAUAAGUUCGAUAGGUCGUCGUCAAAGCAUAUAUCCAAUAUGUCAAAAAAUGAACCAAGGAAAGUUAGUUCUGAUACAGAUGAUGAUUUUUGCUUCAUCGCCGAUGAGGAGCGCCCUCAUUGCGGCAAUCAAGAAGUACCGGUUUUGGAAGAACCGAUUCGAAUAAUUGACAACCAUUUUAGUGUCCCAACGGGAAAGCACGAUCUGCUGUUAGCUCCAAAAGAGUUUCCAAUGGCGGUUACUAGGUACACAAUUUGUGAAAUGUCGAUCACCUGGCACUUGUAUGGAGGGCAUGAUUUUCUAACGGAAGAAGAGAGAAAGAAAUCCCGACCAAAAAAGUCACACUCGGAGCAUAGUUUUGCUCACCUACCGAUGUCAGAAGCGUACAAAAGUGGUGUCAGUUACUCGAAAGGUUCUCCUUCGGUUAGCUUCGGCCCAACAUUGAGCCAGAAGCUUACCUGGAAGAGCCGGGGAGGUCCUGAACGAAGACAUGAUGUCAUGAUGGAAGUACAGGUGAAUAAAGUAAAGUUUUCACACGAAGUCUAUCCUACAAACACGGAACAAGCCUCUCGUCAGGUGCUUCUGAUAACGGAGUUGGAAAUUUGGGAUCGAUUAGCGGUUUCUGACAUAAAAAAAUUCUUAUAUCAGUACAGUGUAGGUGGUCAACGUACUAGUAAGGGCAACAACCAUAUGAUGGUAAUUAAAUCACUUCAUAUACGUCCGAAUCCGACAUUACCGGCUCAGGAAUGUUGCUUGAGAAUAUCUGUCCAACCUAUCCGUCUGAACAUCGAUCAGGAUUCCCUUCUGUUUAUGGUGAACUUCUUCAACCAACUUGGCGGAGGAGGCGAUUUGAAUGAGUAUGCUGGACAGUAUCAUCAAACUACUGGGCGAGCGAAUCAAACGACGACAUCCCAUCAACAGCCCGUGAUGAUGGUCGAGCUACCAGACGCUGCUCAGGAACUGCAAGCAAGGAAAAUGGUUUCGGAAAACCUGAUGCUACUUAUAGAUGAAGACGAAAAGAAUAAAGAACAACAGGAUACGAACAGCGAAGUAGGAGAUGAUACACCACCUAUCUAUUUCCGGAAUAUCAUUUUCAGUCCAGAUGUUCCAAUCCGAAUCGACUAUCAUGGCAAGCGUGUUGAAUUGUCUCACGGUCCAUUGGCAGGAUUAUUGAUGGGUCUCGGCCAGUUGCAGUGUUCUGAGAUUCGACUGAAGAAGAUAUCACAUAGACAUGGGAUUUUAGGAAUGGAUCGUCUUCUGAACUUCCUCUUACAAGAAUGGUUGCAGGACAUUAAAAAGAAGCAACUUCCCAAAAUUCUCGGAGGUGUCGGCCCAAUGUAUUCUUUGGUACAGCUUUUCCAAGGUAUAUGGGAUUUGUUCUGGCUUCCGAUUGAGCAGUACCAAAAAGAUGGUCGUAUUGUACGUGGAUUGCAGCGAGGAGCACAAAGUUUCACUGCACGUACGGCACUGGCUGCCUUGGAGAUUACUACCAGAAUCAUCCAUUUACUACAGGUAACGGCUGAAACUGCUUACGACAUGGUAUCGCCUGGACCUUCGGUUCGCCGUGGACGUGGAAAUAAGAAAGGAAAACGAAAGCGGCUGCAUCCGCCGCAAGACAUUCGCGAAGGAAUGACAAAUGCGUUACAAAUUGUUAAGGAGGGUAUAAGUGAUACGGCGCAUAAUUUAGUGGAGUUGACUGCUCUGGAGCACGAUCAAAAGGGUUACACUGGUGCCGUCGGUGCAGUCAUGCGUCAAAUUCCACCGAUGGUAGUACAGCCACUCGUGUUGGCCACACAAGCUACCAGUAACGUGCUUGGCGGCGUUAAAAAUCAACUUGUGCCGGAUGCGCGGGCCGAAGCACGCGAAAAAUACAAGGAUGAUGUCGAGUAAAUGAACUUAGUAUUGUAUGCGCCUUAAUUUGAAAAAUCUGACAUUGUACUAUGUUACAUCUUGUACGAUUAUUUUGUGGCAUAAUGAUUAACAGUGUUCAAAAACUGUCUUUUUUUCUAAAUUAGUUAAAAGUGUCAGAUGCACACUUGAUUUUUUCGGGUUUCGAUCCUUCGCAAAUCAGGCAACUUUCAUUUUCAUUUUUUUCCUUUAGCUAUAGUAGAACUAACAGCUUUUAAAUAACAUGAAAAACUAUGUGAUAAUCGUUAAGAUUACUGCACGCCUUUGCAGCUUAUAGAACAGUUUAGGAAUAGUUCGUUCAAUAUAAUCGGUGACACAAUUUCUUAUUAUUUGAUUAAUUCGUAGGUUGAAAUGAUAACGAUGAUAAAUCGCACCAAUUAUAGUAAUUCAAUAUGAUAGAUGGUAUAACUCUCUAAAACUUAUUCUUUCAAAGAAAAUUUCAAUCAACUGCAGAAUAUCCUCUCUUCUCGUUUAUUGUAGUUGAACUAGUAAGGAUAUCUAUAUUUCUAACAGGAUUGUCCAACAAUAUAUUCAUCUAGAGUGUUUAUUUGUCUAUAUACAAAUAGAGCAAGGUAGAAUUUCGCGUGUACUAGAUUAAAUAACUACACUAUGUUUCUUCUAUCAGUCAUUUCUUGAAGAACAUAACUAAGCAGCGAUUGAUUGAUGUGAUGAAUUGAAUGUAUUUUAAACAGAAGUGCAUGGGCAUCGUGUAAACUGAUUAUUUUUUAGCUCUUUAGAUCUACAACAGUUUGUAUUCGUACAGACAUCAACAUUUUGAAAAAAAUAAAAUGAUGAAUUAAAGAGAUUGAAUAAUAUUUAUACUCUGAA